CUGGUGAAACAUAUAUUUGACACAAAUUUCAAAUUGUAAAAUUUCGAUAAGUUCACACGUUGCUGCUAUUUCUUUUUAUUUAGCGCUUCAAAAGAAAGGCACUAUCAUUGUUCUCAUUUAACAAUGAGUCCUUAAUUUAGGCGGCAUUUUCACGUGCAAGCGUUGGCAGACGUGCCAACCCGCCCCUCGAGAGUGACAUGUAUUAAAGCCCAUUGCGAACCUAUCACUUUUGCUGAAUUAGCUGUGCUGAAAGCAGCCGGCGCGAUGGCUCAAACUUUACCGUUUUCUGUCGACAAUAUUCUUCGUUCGGACUUCCCUCAUCCUUCCCGAAUUACAAAAGCUCCUAGGGUGCUGUACGUAGGAGCUCCUUUAAGCAGCAGCAAAGUCCCAUAUGUCGCUUUAAGAUGCCAGGUCGAUCGACGCAUGAACCAGUGCAGCGAGACUGAAUUUUUCGGUAGAGGUGGUUACAGCACUCAAACUCCGGAGAAAGAUGUCUAUCAAAACUCUGGUCAUAUCGGAGAGCAGCCACGAAAAAGAGACAACAAUGCUGCAAGUGCAAAUAAAAAGAUGGAGGAAGCGAAACGGGUCAAUGACACAACUGGACCUGCAAAAGGCACAGCGAAAAAGAAGCGCAAUCGAAGUCAUUUCACACAGAUACAACUCAAGUAUUUGGAUGACGUAUUUUCCCGCCAACAAUACUUGACACGCGACGAGCGCGCGCUGCUGGCUGGCGCCUUAGACAUGACAGAGCUGCAGAUCAGAAACUGGUUUCAAAACAGGAGAUACCAGUUAAGGCACCGCGGAAUAAACCGCGCCAGGCAGGUUCCAGUCAAAGUGUUGGUGAGCAGCAGUAGUGCGCAUUCUUCAGAGGAUUGAUGUCACUAGAUCUAGAUGUUCACGCGACUUGCACGUGAUGUGCGCGUGAGUUUUAUCCUGAAGGAAUACAUGAACUUAGUCUUUAUCGAACCUGCAAAAUGUCAGUUACAUACAGUAUAUUUAUCAUUUUCUUUGCUGAAAGGGCUGUCCAUAUAAAAUUCUGCCAGCAUUGAAUUGAAGAGUGAGAUUAAAGUAUAAUUUAUCUAA
Molecule: messenger RNA, 1083 nt
Organism: Orbicella faveolata
Lineage: Eukaryota; Metazoa; Cnidaria; Anthozoa; Scleractinia; Merulinidae
Biological process (GO): cell differentiation; regulation of transcription by RNA polymerase II
Cellular component (GO): nucleus
Molecular function (GO): RNA polymerase II cis-regulatory region sequence-specific DNA binding; DNA-binding transcription factor activity, RNA polymerase II-specific
Source: RefSeq, a predicted model, not a curated record